Anguilla anguilla (European eel) is the source of this 2178-nucleotide messenger RNA. RefSeq names its product calcium regulated heat stable protein 1 (gene carhsp1). Gene Ontology annotation, molecular function: mRNA 3'-UTR binding. The record is from RefSeq and is a predicted model, not a curated record. Lineage: Eukaryota; Metazoa; Chordata; Actinopteri; Anguilliformes; Anguillidae. The coding region runs from base 573 to 1046 and encodes 157 amino acids. Gene Ontology annotation, cellular component: cytoplasm. Gene Ontology annotation, biological process: regulation of mRNA stability. The transcript is spliced from 5 exons.
UUAUGCCUGUCCUGUAUUUGUAGGCGGUAUCUUCACUAUAACGUAUGCAAAAAUAAUGGUAGUGUUUUAGUUCUGACACCUUGUUCUCCGGAUUCGCAUUUUUUACUUGCAUUUAACAACUAGAGAGAUUACGGUAACGUACUCCUCAUGAUGUCAUUGCUAGCUGAAACCGUCUAUGUCAGGGUCUUCGGUGCAAUUUAACUGUUAUUGUCACAUUGGUAAAGCUUUGUUACCAUUUGUUGUGAAAACGGACAUUCUAAUGAGCCUACUUGGGGGAUGAAAUAUUAAUGCGUGGAUAUUAGACUACGUUACCGUAAAUUAACCUGUAUUAAACCAGAGAAUAGGCUGCCACUAGGCUACUCUUCGUCAGCUCGCCUUCAAAGUUAUAAAAAGAGUGACUGUGGAACAGAGGGAUGUAUGGGGGGCGGGGAUGGAUGGCCUUGUGUGGGAGAAGCAGCGGGACUUCGAUCCUUUUGAACAGAGACAAAGCGCUUUGCUGAAGAGCUCCAGGUAGCUGGUCAGAGGAGGAGUUUAUCAGAGCGUAAGAGACAAGAGUCUUUCCCCCCCCCAUCAUGUCCUCAGAAGCCACUCCUCCCAUCCAGCAGGGGGCGCCCCAGACCCUGGUGUCCCCAGGCUCCCCCGUCUCACCCAGCUCCCUCAGUCUGCCCAAGUACCGCGCCCGGGACCGCUCCCCGUCCCCCAUGAGGGGCUACCUGAUCCCCAGCCCCCUGCCUACUCGCCGAACCCGAACCUGCUCUGCAUCUGCCCGUGCGUCAGAGGGGCCCAGCUUCACCGGCGUCUGCAAGUGCUUCUCACGCUCCAAAGGACACGGCUUCAUCACACCUGCUGACGGCGGCAACGACAUCUUCGUGCACAUCUCAGACAUCGAGGGGGAGUACGUGCCGGUGGAAGGCGACGAGGUCAGCUACAAGAUCUGCUCCAUCCCACCCAAACACGAGAAGGUGCAGGCCGUGGACGUGGCCAUCACCCACCUGGCCCCCGGGAGCAAGCACGAGACCUGGUCAGGGAGCGUGAUCAGCUCGUAACCGGGGAGACGGAGGGGGGGGGGGCUGCAAAAGGCUGUAAAACACAGGGCUACAGCAAGGCACACUGAACUUAUGGAUCAUGCUGGGGGGAGGGAGGGAGAGAGAGAAAGAGAGGGAGAGGGUGAGGGAGAAGGAGAGGGAGAGGGGAGACCCUGCACAGAAACAGAUGUUAGAGCACACAGGCAACCACACAGAUUUUUUCUUCCAUUUUUUUGGGGUCGUGGCGGGGUGGGGUUGGUGACGGUUAGUAACGGGAGAGUGAGGUUACGUGGGGGAAAGGAGGCUGUCAGUCAUUUUUCACGACCAAUCAUAAGGUUCAAUCCCCAACGCGACGAUUGGUUCAAACCAGAGUAUGACCAAUAGCUCUGCCUAUUUUAGCUUUGACAAAGCCUGAUUUUACCCAUGACAGGCGGUUAAAGUAAACUACAUUUUUUUCUCCAUAUCUGGGACUGGGAAAAAAUUAGAGUUGUUUCUUAGCUUCUGAAAUAAGUAAGUAACAACCAUCCUCACCCCCUUUAUAUUUAAACUCCACAUAAUGGACAUUUGUUUAAUGCUUGUACAAUUUAAGAGCGCACAAGUUUUUGGUUCAUUUUGACCAUUCAUCAUUAUUCCUUUCAAUGGUAGACCUCUGAUUUGCCAUUCUUUAUAAUGUGCUGAGACGGAAACUUGAAAAAUGUAAUUUGUCAAAAUAUGCUGCACAUAUUAUUCACACAUUAUUGUCCAUUAUUAUUGCAGUUCUCAUAUGUCAGUUUGAAUACAUAUUCAAUACACGAUUUAAAGCAUUCUGAAAACAGCAACUAUUCAUAUUGAUCAAUUUCAAAUUAUUCUGGAUGUACUAUACUAUAAAGAAUAUCAGAAAUUCUUUGUUUCCAUCUGAUUUUCUGCUGUCAGACAGAAUUCAAAUUCAGCAAAAAUAAGCGGAGUCCAGACUUGUGUCUAGUUUCUCUAUUCCACACUGGAUGCAUCUGGGCAGAGCGACUCAUUUCUUUUUCAGUGGUUCUCAGUGAUCUUUCAAAAACUAAUUUUACACACUUAUGUGCCUGUCUGCCUGCCUUCAGUUCAUUCUCUACCUGGAGUUAUAAUUUGAUGUUGAAUUACUGAAUAAAAUAAAAGUUUUGUGAGAUGCAGCAAC